Erythranthe guttata (spotted monkey flower) is the source of this 1807-nucleotide messenger RNA. RefSeq lists its product as uncharacterized. The record is from RefSeq and is a predicted model, not a curated record. Lineage: Eukaryota; Viridiplantae; Streptophyta; Magnoliopsida; Lamiales; Phrymaceae.
UGUAGUUUAGCCUUAUUCUAGGGAGCUAAUCGUAAUUUUUGUAAAUUAAUUUCUGGGUGUUGGGAGCAGUUCCCUCCCAAACAUGGCCUUAUUUUCCCAACGAUAUUUCCAUGCAUCUCUCUAACUGCCCAAAAUUUCCUGCCCUUUUUUUAAUUCUCGAGAAACCAAAGCAAAUUAAAUAAAUGCUUCCAUGGAGAUUCCGGCGCUGAAAUCCGCCACCAAUCUCCGCCUCAGCAACAUUCUCGUCCGCCUCCUCUCUUUCUGCGUCCUCGUCUUCCUCGCCCGCUUCGCCUACGUCGUCACCGUCAACUCCCACUCCUGCGAUUCUCUCGACUCCUGUUUCUUCCCCCAAACCCCCAAACCCUCCUCCGCCGCCGCCGCCGCCGCUCGCCGCCGCGCCCACUACUCCUCCGUUUUCCGAGACCUGCUUACGGAAGGCCUCCUCUCCACCAACUCCGCCUCCCUCUGCAUCGAAACCCUAGACGGAGCCGAGGUCACCGCAUUGAGGGAAAUCGGGAUCGUCAAUUCGUUCGGAAUUUCGUCGCAGAAAUUGCCCUACGGAGAAGGUAUCCGCUACGCCAAAUCAAUUAACCACCCGUUCGGAAACCAAUCGUUCGAUUUCGAAUUCUCCGGCACCGCCGGUCUGGACCGGACACCGAACCCGGUUCGAUUUGCCCUAGAAGUCUCCAGAACCCUAAUUCCCGGUGGUUUCUUCGUGGCACACACCGAGUCACUCAGCGACGAGUACAGCCUCCACUCGUUACUUCGAUUAUUCGAUUCCUUUACGCUGAUCAAACUGCGUGAAAUCAAGGGUUUUGAUUCGGUACCUACACGUGAAAUUAUACUCAGAAAGAAGAACCGAACUCGUAACCACGUAGAAAUCGAAAAUCGAGAGUGCUCCGUUCCUAAACACAAGCUCGAUUUAAUUAAAAACGCAGAGCUUUUGAUUGAAGAAGAGCCUCUAAAACCAUGGAUAACACUGAAAAGGAAUAUCAAGAAUGUAAAAUACCUAUCUUCAAUGGUCGACAUAAGUUUCAAGAAUCGGUACGUAUACAUCGACGUCGGAGCAAGAAGCUACGGUUCGAGUAUCGGGAGUUGGUUCAAGAAGCAGUACCCAAAACAAGAGAAGCCCUUCGAGAUUUACGCGAUCGAGGCAGACAGUGCCUUCCACGACGAAUACAAGAAGAAGAAGGGGGUGAAACUUCUGCCGUACGCAGCUUGGGUGAAAAACGAGUCGUUGUUCUUCGAAAUUAAUCGCGAGCCGAAUAAGAAAAAGAACGAGGAGGAGAAGGGUAGAGGAAUGGGGAGGAUUCAAUCGGUUCAAUCUUCGAGUAAUUUUAUUGGAGAUGUUAAUAAGAUUGAAGGGUUCGAUUUCACAGCGUGGUUGAAGAGUACGGUGGUGGAGAGGGAUUACGUGGUCGUGAAAAUGGAUGUCGAAGGGACUGAGUUUCAUUUGAUUCCUAGGUUGAUCGAGAGUGGAGCUAUUUGUUUGAUCGACGAGAUGUUUAUCGAGUGUCAUUACAAUAGAUGGCAGAGGUGCUGCCCUGGUAAGAGAAGUCCUAAGUAUCGGAAGACGUAUGCGCAGUGUUUGGAGUUGUUUUCGUCUCUCAGAAAACGGGGUGUUCUUGUGCAUCAGUGGUGGUGAUUUGUAUUAUUAGUUGAUUCUUUUUUUUUUUUUUUUCGGAAUUCGUUGAUUCUUUAAUUUCGUCACGUAUAUAUUGUGAAUAUAUAGAAAGAAAAAGAUGCAUAUGAUAUAGGUUCUUGAAAUACUCGACACUUUUUCAGGAUGCUCGUGAUGUGUUGAUUG